Messenger RNA from Brassicogethes aeneus, 3042 nucleotides. The record is from the annotation of a GenBank genome assembly. Lineage: Eukaryota; Metazoa; Arthropoda; Insecta; Coleoptera; Nitidulidae.
CAACUUUUUUAGAUCCUUUUUUCGAUAAGGCGACUACUGAUAACGAAAAUUAUUCACAUGGACUGGCCCAAGUAGGGUUUUCUGUUCAUUUUUUAAAGAAUGAACCUGAUACAUUAAUAAUGGGAAGUCCAGGGUAUUACCUCAGUGGAUCGUCUUUAAAUUACAACAUAUCCAGUAAGAAAUCAGUAAAUCACAUCAACAAAAAAAGCAAUUUAUAUGGAUAUUCAGUUUCGUCCGGAAAUUUUUACAACGAAAAACGUACCAACUUUAUAAAGUCGUCUCCCUUUGCUGGAGAAGUAACGAUAUUCAACAAGCCACAUACAAACGGCGAUAUGAGGAAAUUUAGUAGGAAAAUAGAGGAAAUAAAAAGUGAUAAAGUGGGCGUGGGGUUCGGGUACUGCCUUGCCACUGGAGACAUAGACGCCGACCAUUUGGACGACAUUGUCGUAGGUGCUCCUUUCUACAAAAGCAAGUCGUUUAAUGAAGGAGCCGUUUACGUUUAUUUGGGCAGCAAAACGGGAAAAAUGCAGACUCCAAACGAAGGCCACGUGAUCAUGCGUAACCAUCCCAAUGGGCAUUUUGGAAUGGCAGUUAUGUUUUUAAACGAUAUCGAUGCAGACGGUUUUGGAGAUGUUGCUGUUGCCGCCCCAUUUCAAGAUAACGGUGUGGUGUACAUUUACCAUGGUACAGCGAAAGGUUUGAACCCGUCGCCAGCUCAAGCCAUUGAAGGAAAAAGUGUGUAUCAGAACUUACAAGGGUUUGGUUUUAGUUUCUCGAAACCAUGCGACGUUUUCAACAAAAAUGUGAGCGAUUUGGCGAUUGGCUCGUUUUUAUCGGGACACGCGGUAAUUUUGAGGGGAAGGCCCGUUGUGAUUGUGACAACAUCUCUGGUAUCCAUACCGCCAUAUUUAAAUAAAAAUGCCACCGAAUUCAUUUUACAGGUGACAUACGUUGUUGAGAAUAGACACAACCCAAAUCAAACUAUGGAAAACAUAAUAUUGAGGAGAAGCAUAGAAAUGGACCCACAUUUGAAAAGAACCAAUUUUUCCCCCUCCACUAAGAACAUUACGGUAAUUGUUGGAACAACUUACAACGAAAAUAUAACCGUUAAAAUUGACAACACAAUCAAGGAACCCAUUCCCGUAAAGUUGACGUACGUUUUCCUCGACAAAGAGCUGAAAAAAUCGAAAAAAACCUUCAUUAAAAAUGAGACAACAAACAAUUUUAGAGGCGAUUUGUUUUGUCCGAGUUGUCCAAUAAUCGACAAGAAGAGAUCGAGCGGGCCAAUAGCAAUACCCGUAAAUUUUAAUCUAGAAUGCGGGGACGACAAUAUUUGCCAAUCGAAUUUGACGAUGGAGCUUCGACUGCUAGAUUUACACAACAAUACCUAUAACGUUGGUACAAAUAAAAAGUCCUUUGUAACACUUGAGGUUGAUAUUCAAAAUUCUGGCGAAUUUGCUUACUCCAACGAAUUAAUGGUAAAAUUACCAAGGAGGAUGAAGCUUCAAAAAGAAGACAUGUUUUGUAAUUUAAUUAAAAAUGAAACGAAAGGUUUCAAUUGCUCCCUAAUUCGUCCCAUAGUUGGAAAUAGUAGUAAACAGGUGAAAUUUGAUUUGGACUUAAAAGAAGCCAUAUCUGGAUCUUUUAGCGGGCCCCUUUUAAUAACUGUCGACCUAAAAACAAAACAUGAAAAUGAAAAGAGAAAAGAAAUUACCCUGAACAUAGUUAGAGACGCGGAUAUUUAUUUAGACGGCCGUUCGAGAGCCUACAAACUAAACAAAAGAGGUUCAACGAAUUUCACACAGACAUACAGAGUUGUCAAGGAAGGUAGCAGUCCCAUAGGAGAAGUUGAAGUAUCACUUACAUUCCCAUCUUCUAUUUCACAGGACGCUAAAACAUUUACACAAUUUAUAGAUAUACAAAUACCAAAUAAAUGUAAAAAUCUGCUUGAUGAAGAAAAUAGUUUCAGUAAAAAAAAGGAGGUUCUUCAACUGGAUCGCAAUACCAAAUUAAAAGAAUUAAAUUCCAGCAAACAUAUUGAAGUUUCAAGUUCCUUGUAUCCCUUAAAUAUUGCUAAAGCUAGUAGAAAAAUAAAAUGCAUAGUUGGACCAUUCGACCAAAAUGUCCAUGAUGAAUCAAUUAAUUUUACCAUGCAAUUAAAUCAAUCCGCAUUGUUUGAUGCCCUUGGAGGACCAAAGAAGCAAAUUUUGUUUGAAUCUUAUGGAGAGGCAAAAAUAAUACCGUCAGAAUCUGAUAGCGAAUUUAUAGAAACAGGAAAUAGGUCCAACAAGUACACAGUAUCUACUGUUUUUCUAGAUAAAUUGGAGGCUAAAGAUAUCUCGAUUUGGUACGUUGUUGCGGCUGUAAUAACUGGGAUUUUAUUACUACUGAUACUGGUUGUUAUUUUGAUAAAAUUAGGGUUUUUCGAAAGGAAAACCAAGGAAAAACUAGAAAAGCUCAAGGACGGGAAUAGUGUUUUGUUGAGAAAUGGUAACAAUAGUGCGAGUAAUGAUGAUUUGUUAAGUAAUGAUAACUUAUUUACUCCACUGCCUGACAAUCUUGGGGAGGCAAAUUAUGAAACUCCUGAAGAAACCUCUUUUGAGGGAAGAUGCAAUUAAUUAAUAUUGUAAAAAUAUCUAAAGUAAUAAAAAAAUUUAUGAAGAAAAUCACGUGUUUCAAUUUAGUUACUUUCCCAAUCCAUGUUUAAAUAAGGUAAGUUUUUUCGUAAAUAAUCUAUUUAUUAAUUAAAAAUAAAUAGACAAUAAAAAAGCGUCAUAGUUUAAAUAACAGUUUUUAUUUAAAUCAUACUAAAUUCUAAAUAUUCAAAACAAAUAGGUAUCACAAAAGUUAUAAAGUAUGGGAAUGAAUCUAUAAAAAUAUAUUUCCAACCUAUUCUCCUCCUGAUAUUUUCUUAUCAAACAAGAACUCGCCCAAAGCUCCAUGUUUGUCCAUGAGUUUGUCCAAGUUGGAAAUUUUGGAGGCAAUUUCUUUUUGACCGUGGUACUGUUCCUCGAGGAAGUCUCCAGUAAGGUAAUCCACCAA